Homarus americanus (American lobster) is the source of this 2143-nucleotide messenger RNA. RefSeq lists its product as uncharacterized. The record is from RefSeq and is a predicted model, not a curated record. Lineage: Eukaryota; Metazoa; Arthropoda; Malacostraca; Decapoda; Nephropidae. The transcript is spliced from 7 exons. Bases 277 to 1209 code for a protein of 310 amino acids.
AGUGUCCUCACCUCCCUCACGCCGCUCACCACCCACCGCCGCUCACCACCCACCGCCCCUCACCACCCACCGCCCAGGGCUACACUUCUAUUAAUCCUGUUUCGCUAAGAGGAAAAGGAAGCACAAUACACCUCGGACUUUAUUUGCAUUACAUUGCUGAAAUAUUAUCAUUAUAAUUUUAUUGCAAUUAAUUUUAGUUGUUAUAGAUUAAGUCACAAAUACAGAGAACAUUAAACAUUACAUCUGGAGGAGUGUUGGGAAGAGGGAAGCGAAGUUAUGGCAGUUUCAUCCCGCCUCACCUUCAUCCUUCCUCUGGUGUGUGUCAGCUUGGCCAGAGCUUCCAUCAUUAAGGACCAUCUCAAGAUUGGCCUCACCUUGGGCAGCAGCUCCACCAAACCAGAUAGCCCUCACCACUACUGCACCGACCCCCACGAGCAGCUUCUCAAGAACCUCUAUGUGGACUACUUCCACUCCUCGGGCCCCUGUAUUGUUCCCGGUGGCAGCAAAGUGUUCACUUUCAGGAACACCGAGUACGGCAGCGAUGACGAGCCUUACACUCGCGCCACAAUUUGCGCCAAGGUCCCCUGGAUAUGCCAACUUCUGGGACGAGAAAGAGGUCGCGGGAUCCUAGACAUCAGCCAGAUGAUGAUGGCGUCGUUCAGCCACAGUAUGAAGAGCCUCUACCAGCUACUGACGGGGCGUAGCUCUCUUGCUGCCACACCUUCACCAACCUCUGACUCCCGCCACUCCACCAGUUAUUUGCAGUAUGAUGCCAUCGUGAGCCCUUCUGAGUGUGACAAUGGAGGGUGUCAGGGGCAUGGCUUGUCAGUGUGCGACAGUGUUGGCGACUUCGUAUUCCCUGUGGUUGGACGAUCAGCACUCACCAACACCACAGUUACUAUCAUGCAGGCAUUCCCUGACUUGGUCCAACCAGUGUUUUUCAGAAAGUGCAGAACACAUCAAUCACAGUUAGUAUACGGGAAAUGCAUCCAGGAGUACCUCCCGGUUAGUUUCUUUGUGACUCCUUCCUAUCCUGGGGCUUUGUUGGCUCAGGACUUCAUAAUGGUGGAGUCUGGAUGCCAUGUAGCUGCACAUGUGAUGCCUCACUACAAGGAGAAGAUUCAAGAUAAACACCUGCAAGAUGAUUUCACAGCAGAGGUUCAUAAGAAUAUGGAAAAAAUUAGAUCGAGUGACCGACGUUUAUUUUGACCAGCAAAUGAUGAGCUGGAAGAAAUUAAAUGGAAGAUGAAUAUGCUUCUAUAUAAUUUUCUUUAUAUACUUCCAUGCUUGUCGAGUUGGAAGUUUUGCACUUUUCAAGAAGUCAUUAGCUACUUAUAAGAGAGAUCACCGACAUGAAAUUUUUACUUAUGUUAGUACUCAAAUAAUGGAUCAUGUACAGGUAUGUUUUCAAUGAAUGAUUUUUUCAUGUUGCUGUUCAUUUUAAGUAAAAAAAAAAAAAAAAAAAAAAAAACUACCAACCCUUUUCAAUUUUGUUGCAAAAUGGUUACAGUUGCUGAUAUAUCCUGAUGUUUAGUAAUCAGUACUUAUGGUUUAUUGCAACCCAUUGGCUAGACGAUUGUUUACUGAAGGAUUGCCCUACCAUUUGCCAGUACAGUACACCCGUCUUGUACAUGCUGGUAAGUUCGUGAUAAUGUCCUGACUCCAAUACUGGUAAUUUUCUCACCAUUAUAUAUAUUCAUGUGAUUAUUAUUCUUACACCUCCCAUUUUUUAUAGAGUAAACCAAAGGGAACAAAAGCCCUUAAGUAGUUCAAGGGAAUAUGCAAAUACCUGUACUGUAUUUUGAUAAAUAUACACCACCUCCACAGUUCGAAGCUUAAAACUUAGCAAAUACAGUACACCUAGUUUAUUUUCACAUCUACCUUAUGGUUAUCAUACAGUACUUGUGUGUACCCUCUUCAUAUGACAAUUUGUUCUCAAACACGUCUUUACUUUGUUUUUAGUUUGCAGUGGUAUACGAGUAUUUAAAAGCUGAAUACACAUCAGGACUGUAUGUAUAGUACUGUAGUACAUUCUAGUAUGCCUAUAAAUGGGGUACCAGGAGUAGGAUAUCCCUGCCAUUCAGUGUGCCUUAAACUAACAUCCAUCUGGGAGGGGGGGGAUUUAAAGAAGUAAACAAAGCAA